Molecule: messenger RNA, 897 nt
Organism: Vicia faba (fava bean)
Lineage: Eukaryota; Viridiplantae; Streptophyta; Magnoliopsida; Fabales; Fabaceae
Source: the annotation of a GenBank genome assembly
AUGGCGAACUCACGAGAGCAACCGGCCACCGUCCUCCGCCGCAUCAUCUCUUCCCCCGGCUGCCACCAAGGUCCUGCCUGCUUCGACGCUCUCAGCGCCAAACUCAUCGAAUCUGCCGGCUUCUCUUACUGCAUCACAAGCGGUUUCUCAAUUUCCGCCACCAGAUUAGGUCUUCCUGACGCCGGUUUCAUCUCGUACGGCGAAAUCAUCGAUCAAGGUCGAUUGAUUACUCAAUCGGUUAAGAUUCCUGUUAUUGGUGAUGGUGAUAAUGGUUAUGGGAAUGCUAUGAAUGUUAAGAGGACUGUUAAGGGUUUUAUUGAUGCUGGUUUUGCUGGAAUCAUUCUCGAAGAUCAGGUGGCACCGAAAGCAUGUGGGCACACGCGCGGGAGGAAAGUGGUUUCUAGAGAGGAGGCAGUUAUGAAGAUUAAAGCUGCAGUUGAUGCUAGAACUGAGAGCGGGUCUGAUAUUGUGAUUGUGGCCCGCAGUGAUGCACGCCAAGGCGUGUCUCUUGAAGAAGCGCUUUGGAGGACAAACGCAUAUGCUGAAGCUGGAGCUGAUGUUAUCUUUAUUGACGCACUUGGUUCCGUUGAAGAGAUGAAAGCUUUUUGUCAAGUUGCUCCUCAUGUUCCUCAUCUGGCGAAUAUGCUUGAAGGAGGAGGAAAAACACCGAUACUUAACGCUCAAGAACUUGAUCAAGUUGGUUACAAACUUGCUGUUUAUCCACUUUCUUUGAUGGGGGUUUCUAUCCGAGCAAUGCAGGGUGCACUCAGUGCCAUUAAGGUAGGUGGUAUUCCUCCACCGGAAAGCUUGCCAUCUUUUGAAGAAAUUAAGGAAAUUGUUGGUUUCAAUGAUUAUUACAAAGAGGAAGAGCGUUAUGCUACAACUACAGAUCACUAG